This is a messenger RNA of Podarcis raffonei (Aeolian wall lizard), 2748 nucleotides long. RefSeq names its product sprouty RTK signaling antagonist 1 (gene SPRY1). The record is from RefSeq and is a predicted model, not a curated record. Bases 1024 to 1986 code for a protein of 320 amino acids. Gene Ontology annotation, biological process: animal organ development; negative regulation of MAP kinase activity; negative regulation of Ras protein signal transduction. NCBI's taxonomy places the organism in Eukaryota, Metazoa, Chordata, Lepidosauria, Squamata, Lacertidae. Gene Ontology annotation, cellular component: membrane; cytosol. The transcript is spliced from 3 exons.
CGUGCAGUUCGGCUCAUUCUGAAACAGCAACGAGAAAGCGCAGAGCAGUUGGCGAAGGGAUAGCAGCAGCAGGCGGCGGCAACAACGGCAGGCGACGGGCUGCGUCCUUGGAUUUACCUCCAGCUGCCGCGAUUGGGCUUUGCAAAAGGACUCUGAACCUGUUCGUUCGGCGUUCCCGUUGCACGUUCUCUUCUCUCUCCCUCUCCCCGGCUAGCCUAAGAGGAGAGGGGAGCUGCGGGCGAAGGACCAUGUGGUGAAAAAGAGCUCGGAGUCGAGGAAGCAGUUGGACUCGCUCGCCUGCACGCGCGCUUUACUUGGGAGGGGAAACCGUGCGCCUCCAAAGGAGAGAGGGAGGGGGAGAAAGAAAGAGAGAGAGAGAGAGAGAAAAGGGGGAAGAAAGCUCCAACUUGGAGGAAAGCAGGAGGGCAGACGCCGCAGCAGCAGCAAGCUCGCUUUGCAAACACUCUUCGCUCCCACCUCCUCCGCUGCUUCCAGGCGACCCUCUCCAAGCUGCGCGCCUUUGCACUGCUGCAGAGCGAGCGACAGCCGUUGCAAAAGCAGCUCGGUCUCCUUUUUUUACCUGGCAGCCGGAGACGCCUCUUCUCCCCCCUCCAGCCUCCACCCCCCUCCCGCACCGGAUCGCCUGUCGCUGCUCCUGGGAGAAAAGCCUGCUCGGCUCAUGGACGACCAUCUCGAGGAGGGGCGCGUGUAGGGCACCCCCUUGAAUGUGCGUGCUUCGGCUGGAGAGGUGUUUGGCGGGCCGGCGAGGCGGAUUUCCUUGCGCGCGAGGGCGUCGCGGCCGCUCCGUAGCCUCGGCAGCAGGAAAGGCGGGCGCCGAAGAAGCGGGUCUCGGGGGCCACCAGCGAGGAUUGCGGCGCCUGGGCGCGUGGAGACUUGCCGGAGCCCCGCUGCCCUAUGGAUCUAACCUAGCAGGGCAGUGCUUUCGCGCGGAUCGGCCCUUGGAAGACGAUUUCCGAUGCAUGCCAGGUUCCUGGUGAAUGCCAGAAGUAGAGAUCACGACAGAUGGAGUCCCAAGGUCAGCAUGGAAGUGGCAGUUCAUUAGUGGUCCUUCAGCAGCCUUCUUUGGACAGCCGGCAAAGGGUGGACUAUGAGAGAGAGCUUCAGCCCCCCACAAUCUUGUCUCUAGACCAGAUCAAGACUAUCAGGGGCAGCAACGAAUACACGGAGGGCCCAUCUGUGGUGAAGAAGUCUGCCCCACGGACAGCUCCCAGGCAAGAGAAGCACGAAAGGACUCAUGAAAACAUACCGAUUAAUGUGAAUAAUAAUUACGAGCACCGGCCCAGCCACCCGGGGCACGCGCUGCAUCAACACAACGCCAGGGCUCCAGUGCUCAGCAGGUCGACCAGCACUGGCAGCGCAGCCAGUUCUGGAAGUAACAGCAGUGCUUCCUCGGAGCAGGGCCUGCUCCUGAGAUCGCCCCCGUGCAGGCCAGGGCCGGGCCACAGAUUGGAGAGGCCCAUCUGGACGCAGCCCAAGCCAUCGUCUCUGGUCGUGGAGGACCUGAAGAGUCCUUUGAAAGAGGACCUGGCCCAGCACAAGUUUAUCUGUGAACAGUGCGGGAAGUGCAAGUGUGGGGAGUGCACAGCACCCAGGGCCUUGCCCUCUUGCCUGGCCUGCAACCGGCAGUGCUUGUGCUCUGCGGAGAGCAUGGUGGAAUACAGCACCUGCAUGUGCCUGGUCAAAGGGAUCUUCUACCACUGUUCCAACGACGAUGAAGGGGACUCCUACGCAGAUAAUCCUUGCUCUUGUUCCCAGUCGCAUUGCUGGACUAGGUACUUGUGCAUGGGAGCCAUGGCCUUGGUUUUGCCUUGCCUGCUCUGCUAUCCUCCGGCAAAAGGAUGCCUGAAACUGUGCCGGGGGUGUUACGACCGGAUCAAUCGCCCAGGUUGCAGGUGCAAGAACUCCAACACAGUUUAUUGUAAGCUGGAAAGUUGCCCCUCGAGGGGUCAAGGCAAGCCCUCCUGAUUUAUGGGGGCGCGGGGAAAGGUUGAGUUCCUCAGACUGUCGUUCAGGUUGUGGCUGGCUUUUCUGUCUUUGCCCCCUCCCUUCCCCCUUAUCUUUUUUUCCUUACUUACAUGCACAAAUGAUCCUCCUCUCACACCAUAGCUUCUCUCAGCAAAAGGCAAAUCUGGUAUUCCCCCCCCCCUUGGUCUUUGGGUAAGUGUAGCCCAUGUACUUGCAUCUAAUCUCCCAAUAUGGCAAGUCGUUUUGUGAGUAAUCCAUUCCUGAAAGAAGUAAUGAGGGAAUUGGGUUUUUCUGAAGCCGCCUGCUCUGCAAGCAACUUUCCAAAGAUGCUGUUUUUGUUUGUCCUCAACAAUUUUAAACUGAUUUUUAGUGGCUUCCAAGUGAUUAUUUCAAAGUAUUUGUGUGUGUGAAAGAACUGAAUUAUGAAGCUUUAAAGAAAAGAAAGCAUUUUUAAAAAAAAUAGUUGGGUUAAAAUUUAGCAAACCUAGUCCUGCUGUCUGUAUGGAUUGCAAGCAUCCUGGCUUUUGCUCCCAUCUCAACAGAUCUUUUAGAAUUUCAUGAUCCGUAUUGCAAAGCCUUAUCUAGCUUGGAUUUCCAACACACACAAACACACACACCAUCUUCACUAGAAAUGCUAUGAGAAUAUUGUGAUGCUCUAGCUUAGAUUCCUUGAAUUGCAGGGGUUGGACUAGAUAACCCUUGGGGUCCCUUCCAACUCUACAAUUCUAUGACUCUUAUGACUACAGCUUUCUUCAUUGGUUU